This is a messenger RNA of Plasmodium inui San Antonio 1, 222 nucleotides long. RefSeq lists its product as hypothetical. The record is from RefSeq and is a predicted model, not a curated record. The transcript has a single exon. The coding region runs from base 1 to 222 and encodes 73 amino acids. Lineage: Eukaryota; Apicomplexa; Aconoidasida; Haemosporida; Plasmodiidae.
AUGAAGUUGGAAGAAUUCAUUAAAUUGAAACAGCUAGAAGAGAUGUUAAAUUCGAUUCAAUUGGAUGGAAGAAUUAAAUCAAAAUAUAAAACAGUUAACCACAGUGUGUUAAGUACUCUAAAGAAGGAUAAAUUCAUUUAUGGGAAGUUACAAUGGAUUGAUAGCGAUAUGCACAGAAUCGACCUCUAUCUUGAGAAGGAGAUAUUCAAUGAAGUCUACUAG